UCUUUCCAUGUCAUGGCAGACCAAAUGUCAAGAGGACGGAUUCGAUGUUUAUAUAUAAAAUAUCAGUUAUCAAUGGAAACUCCGCAGAGGACUUAAGCUUGAAUAAUCCGCUAAUAGAGCUGCAUAUACACGAAUGAAUUUUCGCGAAAAUUUAUUAUAAAGUUCAAGUAUUAACCUAUAAUGAUCUUCAUUCGUGUUCUACUAACUUUAAUUGUACAAAUAAGUAAAGUAAAUUCGUGAUCGAAUAUAUUUCGGAAUUGCAAGAAAUAUAGGAAAUGAAUGCCACCAGCCUUUAUGUUUCGACAUCCCGUUUGGUCCUUCAGAACGACGGGGAAAUAAGCCAAAACUGGACUGAUCUAUAUAGGCUUGUCCCGUAUUUACGACAAUCGUUGUCAUGUUCUGUUUGUAGCCGACUUUUAGUUGAACCAUAUACACCUGUAAACGUCCACUGUCAGCACCAUGUUUGCAAGCUGUGUGUGAGAGGGAGGAAGAAUGUGAGGCCGCUGUGUUCAUUUUGCAAAAGUUAUGACAAGUAUAAAGAAAAUAUGCAGCUAAGAAUACUUCUACAAUGCUAUAAAAGACUAUGUGAGCAUAUAAAGUCGACAUCAAUGUACAGCAUAAUAAAAAGGCAGAAGCAAGCUUCACUCUCAGUUGCUACGGCUAAGCCAAUUACGAACUCGAGCCUAGUUGAUUUCAUUGAAGAGGGAGCAAUGUUUCAAGAUAAUUUCCAAUCAAAUUCCGGUCUAAAAAAGAGUGAUUACUCAAUUCUUCCCUGUGUGUUUGCGCGCACUGAUGUAAAAUCGCCAUCGGCUGAAGCUUCCUUGACGGCUGGUGUCAAACAACGAGCAAAUUGUGCAGUAGAUAUACUGGCAACGGAGCCAGGCACUACUUCAAUUGGAUCCCAUCCCCCACCGAUAAAAACGGUUUCGAAUGGUUCCGCAAUGUACUCAGUUUUAUAUACAGGCAUAGGUAAUAAGAUAACUAUUAAGAGAAAGGUGGAAUCCGAUGAGGAAGGGGUUACACGGGAAUUUCCAGCAGAAACGGUCAGUCAGAAAAAUUCGCUAAAACGCCGUGGGUGCCGAUGUGGGAAUGCAGCUGUAACACCCGGUAAACUAACAUGCUGUGGCCAACGUUGUCCAUGUUACGUAGAAUCAAAAUCUUGCGUAAAUUGUAAAUGCCGUGGUUGCCGAAAUCCUCACAGACCUGAUGGUGGUAAGGUCAGGCCACAUAUUCCGGAAUUGGCUUGUUACGAAAUCCAAGUCGCAGAGGAAAAUACAAAUGGAUCCCUUGGCUUGGCCGCGACUUCCGGUGAAGGGUGUCAAGUACCUCUCCAAGAUUUCAAUUCCUCUAAACGAUUAAUAACCGAAUUGUCAGGGGCAAAGGCAUCGCAUCUUUCGCCAGUGUCGUCAAUCGAUAAUAUUGGAAGGGAAUCUUUCCUCAUUACUUCUGAUGGUAGUUUUCAAGUGGUUAACGUUUUCGCAUCACAAGCUCAUCAACGUCUGGAAAAGGAUCAGUCAACUAUGCAUUCCAGGAACAUGGCAGAUGUUUCUCAAAUAGUAAUGCAAACCGACGACACUUCAAACAUUUUUGUUCAUCCGAAUGAUAUAUCACAGCACAACGCCUCAAUAUUUAUGUCACCCAACUCAUCGACCAUAACUCUUUCACCUAUCAUAAUGACAGCUUCUAAUCCAUUUCCAUGUCAAAUUUUUAAUGAUGAAGAAAUGGUUACAUCCUGUUCGCAACCUUCACCAGCCAGAACAUCCUUAGUAGAUUUAGUUGUAACGAGCAAUGAGCCCAUCAUCCAGGAAAAUUUACAGUUUCAAUGAAACUUUACCAGCAGAAACAAUUAAAAUUCCAUUUUCUUUUAGGUUUUCUCCUUAUUGCAAAGAUGAAGUGCUUAUAUAUAAAAGUAUUUAAAGUUUGUCUAUAGUUGAAUAUAGAUUUUUCAAUUGCA
This is a messenger RNA of Hermetia illucens (black soldier fly), 1954 nucleotides long. It is a transcript of the gene msl-2, whose product is annotated as E3 ubiquitin-protein ligase MSL2. Lineage: Eukaryota; Metazoa; Arthropoda; Insecta; Diptera; Stratiomyidae. The record is from RefSeq and is a predicted model, not a curated record. The transcript is spliced from 3 exons. Gene Ontology annotation, molecular function: ubiquitin protein ligase activity. Gene Ontology annotation, cellular component: MSL complex. The coding region runs from base 276 to 1826 and encodes 516 amino acids.